UCUCGUGUGAGCCACCGUACUUUCACGAUCCGUCCGCUUCAUACGCGUACACAUGCGCUUUAUCAAUGAUUUUGAAAACGAACAUAAAACUUCUAUUGUAUUAUUAUUUGUGUCGUUGAAGAACACACACACUGAAGUGGUUGGAGCAUAGCGCUAGCAACUUCAAGGUCACAGGUUCGUCCCAGGGAUUGCACGUCCUCAGAAACAAACAAAAUGUAUAGUAUCAUGCAAAGUAAGUCACAAAGCGUUUGCCAAAUGCAUAAAUGUAAAUGUGAUGAGCUGAAUAAUAGAGAAUUUUCCCAUACAAGAAAACAACUACACAUCUAUACAGGACAAAAAUAAAAACAUUUUUUAUGUUUAAAUGUAUGUUGAAAUAUUAAAUAAGUUCACUUUAUUGCUUAUAGAAACGUAUGUUUAGUUUGUGACAUUGUUCAGAUAUUUUAUGAAACUCGUAUGUUUGACAUGUAUGUUAAUAUUUCUGGGUCUUCUUUUGAUGAAUGCCGGAGAUGGAGAUGACACCUAAAAUGAAAAAGAAGAAAGAAAGAAGAAACGAUUAAAUACUUUUUAUUUUGUGGUGUACUUUCCCUUUAGUCAAAGUUCGAAAUGGCUGAGCUAUUAAAGAAAUUUUCAGUCUUUUCUUUAACUUAAUAAAAGUGGACCAUGAUGGUACAGUGAUGUUGACCUUUUCCUCCAGCUUUUGCCCAGAAGAGUAUUUCGAAACGUUCUAAUUAUUCGAAGGCUUUUACAAUUUUUGAAAACAAGUUCAAGACCGCCGUUAAUUCUAAAAUAUAACAACAGAAACGCGCGUGACUGACCGAUAUUUCUCUGAAUUUAUACAGUUUUAUGUUGGUGUUUUAAUUUAAACAAUCCCUUUUAUGUCUUUUCCAGUGUCAGGUGUUGAUGUCUGCGACGCUGCUGUUCCAUCAUGAGGCAAAGAGACGUCUUUACGCCCACAUACAACGCAUCCUCAUCUUCAGAGCUCAGCAUCUCCCAUCAAGCAGAGGAGAUGGAGAGCCAAAGAGAGAGGAAGAAAAAGAAAGAACAGAGCAGCCAUCGAGCACGCUGGUGUACAAUCCCUCCGCUUACUACCGGGUCAGAACAGGCCAAUCUUCUGCCCCGGGCCGUUUCAAUGCAGAGGAGGAACCAUACUCCAAUCUGCCCUUCAAGCCAGCGUACAGACAGCAAAGUAACCCGUACAGCAUUAGCUCCUCCCGACAGCUCUCCAGUGCUAAGAACACGCUGUUAAACCUGGCCUUCAGUAAAGCUGGAUCUGACACAGGACCCCCGUCUACCCCACACAUCCCCAAAGAUCCAAACGUCAAAGGUGAGCCACGCGCCUUUCAGAGAUGUCGACCCGAAUACGGCAGUAUGACGCAUGACCCCUCUCAUCAUUCCUCUGCUAUUGACCUCAAUGAGGCCUUGUUACUUCUUCAUAAAGUCAGUGUUCUCAAAGGCAGCAUGGGACCUUCAGACGUCGCUCUUUUCUUGUGUAAACUCGGCCAGUUGCCCAGAGAACGGUCGGCAGUGGUUCGAGGUGACACGCGAUUCAACAUGUUACUGCGUUACAGCGUGGAAUCCCUUCAGUCCUUCACGCUUCCGCAGUUGCUAGACGUGUUGAGGGCCUUCGUGAAUUUGGGAUUGCCUCAUUCCCACAGUCUGUUAGGAUUGUUCGAAAUAGAGUUCUGCCGCCGAGCAAGUGAGAUGGAGCUUCGCCAGUUGCUGCUCGCGGCCGACUUGUGGCGCUGCCUCGGUCGAUCCGUUCCUCAAUAUCUGGAGAGACUCUUUGAUAACAUCAGUCGAUACUUUAACCAGAUGGGUUCACCAGAGCUAGUUCAACUUUUAUACAUUGUGGGAGAAGGCAGGAGAUGUCCAGAGGCUUUCAUUCAACCCGUUGAAUCGUUACUCUUGCGUCACUUAAACCAACUGAAAGCUGAAGAAUUGGGUGCUGUUUGCUUGGGCCUCUUCAAAUCACAGAUCCGCCUCUCCGAGAGAGCGGCGCGCAUACUCGUGGACCGUACGCACGCUGUAGUGAAGGACAUGAGCGAUUUUGCAAUAGUGAAUGUGAUGAAACUGAUGCGAUUUAGUUAUCUGGACCAUCUUCCGUGGUUGGAAGCCAUGGGAUGUGAGAUACCGGGACGUGCCCCACAGAUGGGCGUUCAAGGCCUCAUGCACGUCGUCUUGGCUUGCUCCGCUCUGCAUUACAGAGAUGAUCGAAUCCUCCUGGCCGUAGCUGAACGGCUGCCCGAUGUCAUCACGCACUGCAGAAGUAAAGACGCCGCUAAGAUGGUGUGGGCCUUCGGUACGUUAGGCGUCCAUCCCAGCCAGUGUCCCAAUCUCUAUCCCUGUCUCACUGCAGCCUUACGUGAACGUCAGGGGGAAUUUCAACGCUUUCCUGAACACCUGCUGACCGGCUUGCUCGGCUUAGCUUUUGUGGGUCAGUUCCCGCAUGACUUGGUGAGCCUGGCGUUGAGCACGGAGUUUAUUACCAAGGCUUGCGGUUCACAAGAGCUGGAGUUGAAAAAAGACUUAUUCACUUUGGAUGGAUCUGUAGGCCUGGAGUUGCCCAUGUGGACGGGUCCGAGACUGAGUCACUCUAUGAUAACAGAAGUGACGAAAGAGUUGUGGGACUUCGCCCGGUCUGAUAUUUGCCAAAAGCCUGAAGUUGUCGAGGCUGAAGCCAUGUUGCAGAAACUUCUGGGUGGAGAGAGGUUCGUGCGCAAACGCAUGAUCCUCCCGCAUCUGCGCUCUGUUGACCUGGAGGUACAUUUGGAUCGCAACGAUCAACCUCUUCCCGUGUCUCCUGAACACCAGACUCUCUCGAAAGACACGUCGGCUCACGGCUGGGAGGGAAAACUCUCCGGAGUUCCUUUGACUGAUGAUCUGUUAGCUCAACUCACCAACAUCAAAAACGUUCCGGUGCAUCCAUCUAACACUCCGCUUCAGAGGUGUAAAGUUGAGCCGGUCCAUGAGAGAGAGAGCAUCUUCAAUGUGGGUGUUGACUUGACAGAUGACCUUGUGAUGGCAAUGACCAAGUCUGGGAUCAGCUCAUCUCAGCGAGACAGAUCUAAAGCAUCUGUCGUACGUCUCGCUGUUCAAGUGACAAACAGGAAUCAGUAUUGUUACAGGAGUCAUCGGUUGCUGGGUUUGCAUGCACUGAAGCGGAGACAGCUCGAGCUGGCCGGGUACAGAGUUGUGGAGCUGCCUCAUUGGGAAUGGUUUCCACUGCUGCGACGCUCGCAUGCGGAGAAACUUGCGUACCUACACUGCAAGAUCUUCAGUGACUCCAAAAAAUAAACUGGAUUUUUAUACACAGAUUUUGGACGUAAACUUGUAAAAGUUCUCUUGAUCAACCUUCAACUCAUGUCUUUUCUUAAUGUACCAAACCACUGAAAUGUUUUAUUUAAGUUAUGUAUCGUUUAGUAAUGUCAAUCAACUCUACAGUAUGCGUAAGUUCUUUUUUUGUAGUUUGAAUGUAAUGUCAGCUAUAAGUUAGUUUGUGCCAAACUCAAUAUCUUUAUUAGUGAUGGUCAUUUAUGUAAUGAUAAUGAAUGACACAGUUAAAUUCUCUUUUAUUGACAUUUCUGAUUAUACAAUUAUUUUAGAAAUAUGUGAGGCUUUUAAAGAAGACCUGCAAUUACAGUUGUUGCCACAUGAUUACACCUUAUAUAGGCUACACAUGACAUUCAUUUCCUAUAUUGGUAUAAAACACUAUGUUAAACAUUAUUGGAAUAUACUAAACUGCCAAUGUUUUUUAUAAUGUAAAAUAUGGUAUGUUUUGUAAAUAAUGUUAGAGAAACCGGUAAGAUUGCAUCAUAUAUAAUGUAAUUGUUACCAACUCUACGUUGACUUGUAAACAGUGACAAGUGUUUCACUGAAUUGAAUCAUCAGAAGAUGAGUCAGAGCAUUUGCUUUUCAUAUUUUGUCUCACCAAACCCUAACUGUAUCAUUGUGAUGUUUAACUUUGUUAAAAGUGUGUUCUAGAUUAACCCCAAAAGUGAUUUUGCAUUCAUCUUUAGUCUGCAGACAGAUGUUGUCAUUUCUACUGAUGACCUACAAAACUGCUAGUUUUAUGUCUCUUGUUUUACCUUUUUCAUUUCACAUAAUAAAAUAAUUCUCAAAUCAA
Molecule: messenger RNA, 4123 nt
Organism: Triplophysa rosa
Lineage: Eukaryota; Metazoa; Chordata; Actinopteri; Cypriniformes; Nemacheilidae
Gene: fastkd5
Product: FAST kinase domain-containing protein 5, mitochondrial
Exons: 2
Coding region: 901-3294 (797 amino acids)
Biological process (GO): regulation of mitochondrial mRNA stability; mitochondrial RNA processing
Cellular component (GO): ribonucleoprotein granule; mitochondrial matrix
Molecular function (GO): RNA binding
Source: RefSeq, a predicted model, not a curated record